Messenger RNA from Camellia sinensis, 933 nucleotides. RefSeq lists its product as uncharacterized. Lineage: Eukaryota; Viridiplantae; Streptophyta; Magnoliopsida; Ericales; Theaceae. Gene Ontology annotation, biological process: DNA replication. Gene Ontology annotation, molecular function: DNA endonuclease activity, producing 5'-phosphomonoesters; structural molecule activity. The record is from RefSeq and is a predicted model, not a curated record.
AUGGCCUCAAUGCGACGCCGCUUUAGAGUUCAAAAUAAGAACAUCUUCCUCACAUAUCCCAGAUGUUCUUUACCUAAAGAGAGGUUUUUAGAGAAAAUAAGAGAGUUGUUCACUAACAGGCCACCAAAUUAUGUGAGGGUUGCGCAUGAAUUGCACGAGGACGGUGAACCACAUCUACAUGCGCUCGUCCAAUUUCCAUAUCGUUUUCAGACACAGGAUAAAUGGUUCUUCGACGUUACUCACGAUCACACUAAUCGCCAUUUCCAUCAAAAUAUACAAGGCGCCAACAAUCAUCAGGCUGUGCUGGAAUACAUUUCCAAAUACGGGGAUUUCACAGAAUGGGGUGACUUCCGUCAGAGGGGCCGCUGCGCUAAUCAGGAAAACAACGACAAUAUAUACCAUGAGGCUCUUGCAGCCGGAAGCAAAGAAGAAGCGUUGGCAUUGGUUAGAAAUGGCCAUCCAAAAUGUUUAUGGUUGAAUUACGACAAGUUGUCAUCCAAUUACGACAAAAUUUCAUUUACUCCACCAUUGCUGUAUGUUCAUCAAUUUAUAGAUACAGUAUGGAUCGUUCCAACAGCCAUACAGCAAUGGGUUACAGAAAAUAUAAGGGACGAAGCCCAAAGACCACACAGGCCCAAGAGGAUUAAAAUUGAAGGCUCAUCUAGAAUUGAGAAAACAUGUUGGGCCUGGUCUUUGAGGCCGCAUAAUUAUUAUUCUGGCCACAUCGAUUUGAGGGACCACAAUGAUGACGCUUUUUACAACAUAAUCGACGAUGUGGCCCCACAAUUUUUGAAACACUGGCGGGAGUUUAUUGGAGCGCAACAGGAAUUUUUUUCAAAUUGUAAAUAUGCCCGCCCAAAAAAAAUAAAGGCAGGAUUCCUAGUAUUAUAUUAUGCAACCCCAGAGCCGACUCUAGUUACAAAGCAUUUCUAG